CCGUAAAGCGCGGCGCGGGCUGCGCGACAGCCGCGAGGUCCCCGGUGGAAGAUGGCGGCGGGGGAGGCGAAGUCGGUGCUGUUCGUGUGUCUGGGAAACAUCUGUCGCUCUCCAAUAGCUGAAGCAGUUUUUAGAAAACUUGUAACUGAUGAAAAAGUUGAACAUAAGUGGAGGACAGACAGUGCUGCUGUUUCAGACUGGAACGUGGGGCGCUCCCCAGAUUCAAGGGCUUUAAGCUGUCUAAGAAAUCAUGGCAUUGAGACAGCCCAUAAAGCACGGCAGGUUACUAAAGAGGAUUUCCAGACCUUUGAUUAUAUACUUUGCAUGGAUGAGAACAAUCUAAGAGAUCUGAACAGGAAAAGCAACCAAGUUAAAGACUGCAAGGCCAAAAUUGAGCUACUGGGAAGUUAUGAUCCACAGAAACAGCUUAUUAUUGAAGAUCCGUACUAUGGGAAUGAAAAGGACUUUGAAACUGUUUACGAGCAGUGUCUUAGAUGUUGUAAAGCAUUUUUGGAGAAACCUCAUUAAUGCUUCAUCAUUUAAUUUCUAAAAGAAAAUAAUUAGCUUUUCCUGAAAUAUGUAAAGUUUACUUGAUUGAUACAUUUAAAUUGUAAAAUUAUGCCUCUGUGUUCAAUACUUAUUCAGUUGAAUUUUGUAUUUUAGCUUUUCUGUCAUCUAAUGAAAAAAUAUAGAAAGGUUUUAAUUGGAUUACACGAUCAACCAUUUUGUCACUCAUCAGUGUAGUAAUAAAGUAUAUAAUUCAGGAUUAAUUUAUCUGUAAACUCUUCAGUGCUUUCUCACAAGCACUGCAAAAGUAACAUCUUGCUUCUUUAUGUGCUGUAUUAACUAAACUGAGGUCUUGUCAUUGUGUCCUUAGUGAGUUAAUUUCAGUCAGCUUUCAGUGGGAAUCUGAGAUAAUGGUUGAUGUGUAACUUGGAUGUGUCAGUAUCAUGAGGCAGCCUUUGAAUGGAAGGUGUUUCACAGGAAGCCUUCUAGACUCAAAGAACUGCUGCCUGACAGACAUUGCUCUUAGCACUAUUUGAAAGCUUAAGCAAACAAAACCUUCUUGUGUGUCAUCAGGAUGCAGCAAAAAUAGCUUUUUCUGUCAGUUUAAAUCCUUAGUUAUUCAAAGAAGAAAUAAUUUUUGUUCCAGUUCACUUUUAUACUGUUGAAGAUGAACAAAGUUCAGAAACUGAUUAGGACUUCUGGUCUUCCUUUGUUCUUCUGGGUGAUUCGUAGCACACUGACACAAGUACAUGAAACAUAGCAUUUACUUUGAUGACAAAACGUAUCAGCUUAAAAGCUGAAAUGUGAAAUCACAUUUUGUAUCUUAUAGUAGUAACAUACUCAAAUCCAUGCAAUAUAAUAGAUGAGAAAUUUGCUAUAAUUCCAGUUCCUACAUGAGGGUCAGACAGUAUUUACAGAUUUACUCAGGAGAGUGGACAGCCUGUCAGAAGUGUUCUCUGAGAGCAUAGUUCAACCCAAACGGAGUUCAUCUGUACUACAGUACAAAGUAAACCAAAGGCCAGUAAGUAGAUAGUUCUGCUCUUGGACAAAUUGCUUUGUAAAAAUCUGUACCUGCUUGUCUGAACAUCACCUUUCUUGUCUGCCUUAGAAAUGUAAAUGCACUGAGAUCAGUAAUGUAACUGGUACCAUGAUGAUUUUUCCUAUUUUGACUAGUAUCAGCAUUGGUAUGGACUAGCAUUACCACAUUAUCUGUAAAACUGGGUCUAUAAAAUUUGGUUUCAUAUUUAUUUAGCCUUUUUUUUGUGUCUCUUCCUGCCUUCCAAAGUAGUAGUCUCUGUAUUUGUAACCUACUUUAUCUUCUGGGGGAGAGAUGUAUUUCAAUAGAGGAUACUGUUACUCCUGGGGAAGUUGGAAUCCUGGUGUCACUCUGUGUGUGUUGAAGCCUUCACGAUAGGAAUUAAAUUUCUUGGGACUUUUGCUGUAGAACAGCUAUUUUGUGUUACGGAGGUUUCUGUUUUCUGCUAAAAUUUCAGUCACACCUAUAACUUAAGAACCUGCUUACAAAAAGGCAGGUGGUACAGGGAACGCUUAAACACAGAAAUCAGAAUCUUGUGCAUUAUUGCAUUACCAGUAGUUUUGACUUCUAAAAAACAAGCUAGAAAUUUGCAAGUUAACAGCUGUUUCACUUCAGGGACAAAGAAUAAUACAAUAUUUCAGGUCCAACUAAGCACUGACUCUGGAAAAAUUAUUGUCCUUUGCUUUUAUGCAUGCUUUUACAAAGUAAAUGGGGAAAAAUGAUGGGCAGUAGGGACAAACCCUCUUAAAUGUGGUUUUAUGCAUUAACCUCAAAGGUGGAAGUGUUUAGGCAUAAUCUAAUGUUAUUCUCUGCCUGAAUGAUCAUUUCAAAGAUUCCAGUGAAAUUAAAAUAACUCACAAGAUUUAGAACGUGAUGACUUGUACUUUCCCAUUCAUGGCUGUGAAGGAAUUCAACAGUUUCCUACGUAUUAAAGCUAAGAUUUAAAGGUCUUAAAUCUUUAUCUUUGAGCUGCUGGGGUAACAGAAAGGACAUAAAAGGAUAUGGUUGUUUACCUUUACUAGGCUUAGCAAUCUUCCUGUAAAGUGAUACAAACUAUUUGUGUUAAAUUCAGUUCAGAUUUAAAAGUUUCACCCUUGAGAUACAUAUUCAGCAAGUAAUCUGUUGGCUAAAUAAUUCACUAAGUGUACUAGGAGGAGUAAGGUAAUAGAUUGAUUUUUAUCAUUAGUAGUUUUCUUUCUGGAAGAGGGGAAGGAGAUGACCAUGGUAUUAUAUACAAAUUUGUAGAAGCCAAGAAUAGAGAACUGGAAUUGCCUUCAGGAGGGACAGUUGCACGGUACAGUUUGUUCAGUGGAACCACAGUGAAGCACAGAGUUCCACCGACAUGUUUACUGCAGGUGAGCAGCUGAGUGAAUCCUGUAGAAGUAGAUUCCUUAAACUACCAUGUUUCCUGUAGCCAUAUAUUGCAUCCAUUGAGAGAUGAAACUUUAACAUUUAGUGUUCACUGAAAGCAAAUAAAAACUUGUAAUUCUCUCCUGCUAAACACAGCCACGUUCUUGCAUGGGAUUUUGUACUUCUGCCAUUUUCUCUUUUCUUCUAAAGAGCUGGAUGCUGAAGGCUCUUCAGUGUCCAUUUCAAGAAUCUCAGCUCCUUGAGUUUUCAGGGUGGGGAGGUAUGUUAGUUUCAGUUUUACAUUCUGUGGUUCAAAUUGAGGAUAGAAAGAAAACUAAAUGCCAGUAUAAGUUAAAAGUACACGUGGUUCAUCUACAGAUUGCACAUAAAAAAUUUCUUCCUGUUUGAGCCAUUUUAUUUUGUCAACUGAAUUUAAUAUCUGAUUUAAGGAAGAAAGGGAAAUGUGUUUCAAGGCUUCUCGAGUAAGUGUUCACUGACUUCUUAAAAAUUCUACAAUAGUAAAAUGAUUUACUGGACAUUUGCUGAUUAUAUUGCCUUGCUGUAUCAUGAAUAAGACUGCAGAUUAUUAAAAAAACCCCAACAACAAUAACCCACAAAACCAAACAAAACCCCACAACCAAACAUGAACAAAAAGCCCCCCCCCAAACCAAACCCCAAACAAAGAAAAAAUCCUAAAACAACUGUUAUUCAUAAAAAACAUUCCAUCUUAUAAUGCUGGAGAGAAUUGGAGCAGCCUUGUGGGCUCGGAAGACACACAGAGAGUGUCCAGAUUACUGAACUUCUCUGAGGUGGAUAUAACUUUCCUUCUUACGCUAGUGAGCUCUUAAUGGAAAGAGGUUUAAGUGUGAAUAAAUGACAGUAGCUACCAGAGGGUAGCUUGUUUACCUAGAUUCAAUGAACAGAAAGCAAACUGAGAACAACUUAAUACCAAACACUUUAUUACUUACGCUUGUUAUUUACAGUAUUUACAUAUUGCACGUUCGCUGGAAUGUUUUAUACAUUUAUUAUAUAAAGUAAAUUAAUGGCAGCUUGUGUUUGUGUACAAAAUCCAUGCUCCACUGUCCCAAAAAGUAUGUCUACUUGGAAUUACGUUCCUGUUUGUCAUGCAGUUUGUACUCCCAGGGUACAAUGUGACCCCAAUGCAAGUCUGUUUUAACCAAACUUUUAAAAAAAUUGCAUAAGCAUGAAGGGUGUCAAGUGACCACAACUACCGUGGAGCAGAUCUUUAGUAGUUCUAGAUAUACAAACAAACAUUCCUUAAAAUUUUAGAAUUAAGCAAUAGAACAUCAAUUUUCUUGGUGAAAUAUUUGUGUUUACAUAAUUUUUGGCAGCAUUACACAUCAAUUGUAAAGUGUGUUUUUAAGUACGGAGCAUUAAGUACUACUGGCAGUUAUGCUACUGUAAAGAAUGUCAAUCUGCAAACUUGAUGGCAUACAAAAUGCAUGUUAAAAGAAUUAUGGGAAGUAGUCUGUCAAUCUGCAAAAAUAAAUCUCUUGUUCACAAUGGAAUUUGCUAAAAGGUAGUAAGUUCUAUUUCCCUGUUGGUUUCCAAGGCACUUCUCUUGGUUCUUGGUGGUUCUUGUCAUGGUAAUAACAUCUGGUGGAUUAAAAGAAAGAAGAAAAUUGCCUUUCACUAUUUUUAUAUUCACAUAGAUGCGUUUCAAAAUGUGUUUAUCAUGCUGAAAAUAAUAAAUAAAACUGGAGAAUUCCAUAAUAA
Molecule: messenger RNA, 4630 nt
Organism: Pipra filicauda (Wire-tailed manakin)
Lineage: Eukaryota; Metazoa; Chordata; Aves; Passeriformes; Pipridae
Gene: ACP1
Product: acid phosphatase 1
Exons: 6
Coding region: 52-528 (158 amino acids)
Biological process (GO): protein dephosphorylation
Cellular component (GO): cytoplasm
Molecular function (GO): non-membrane spanning protein tyrosine phosphatase activity; acid phosphatase activity
Source: RefSeq, a predicted model, not a curated record